GGAGGGAGGCGGCCGGUCCCGCCCGCCCCGCGCCUCCCUGGGCCGAGGCGCCGGGGAUGCGGCAGCCGCCGGGCACCGCGGGGCUGUAGCCGCCCGCCGCGGCCCCGGAGCCCAUGGGCUGUGCCCAACGACGCCUGGGUGUUGUAGGGUUCUGGCAGAGCUGGCCAUGAUGUUAUGGUUCGUGGUGGGUGCCCUCCUCCCAGCGCUGCUCCUGGCUGCACCCCCCCCCAUCAACAAGCUCGCCCUCUUCCCCGACAAGAGCGCUUGGUGCGAGGCCAAGAACAUCACGCAGAUCGUGGGGCACAGCGGCUGCGAGUCCAAGUCCAUCCAGAACAGGGCCUGCCUGGGGCAGUGUUUCAGCUACAGCGUCCCCAACACCUUCCCUCAGUCCACAGAGUCCCUGGUGCACUGUGACUCCUGCAUGCCAGCGCAGUCCAUGUGGGAAAUCGUGACCCUGGACUGCCCAGGCAACGACGACAUCCCCAGGGUGGACAAGCUGGUGGAGAAGAUCCUUCACUGCAGCUGCCAGGCGUGCGGGAAGGAGCCGAGCCACGAGGGAGCCCUCUUCAACGUCUACCUGAACGCGGAGGAGAACCUGCCCGCCGAGGGUCCCGCACCCCAUCACUACGCCCACCACCAGCAGCAGGAGGUGGAGGAGCCUCCUGCCUCCAGCCACCACCACCACGAGGAGGAGGGCGAGGAGUGAGCCGGCCCCUGUGGACUGUCCUUGUGGGCAGGGGCUGGGGGCGGGUGCGGGACAGGGGUUGGGGAGGGAGGGGGGGUUGCUGGAGUCUUUCCUGUCCUGUAGCUGCCCUCACGCUUUGCUCUCCACGGCCCCCCAGGGAAGGAGGAAGGCUCUGAGGCACAAGCAGGGCUGAGGGGCAGGAGCUGCAGGCUGAGAGGAGGGCUCGGUGGUGCCGGAUGCAAACCUACUUGCACAUAAUAGUACUAAUAUAUUGAGAGGAGCAGGGACGCGGAUGAGGGGGGUUUGGCUGCAAGCAGGAGCUGAGCUGGGCUCCCCAGGGGCUGUCUGCAAGCUCCGGACCCGUGUGGAGCCCUUGCUGAGCCCUUCUGGGUUUUCCUCUUGUAAAUGGCUCAUCCCUGGGGUGCAGGAGGAAGGGACGCAUCUCAGGCCCCCAGGAGACGCGCAGCUCUCCUGUGUGCGACCAGCAGCAUCCCUUCUGCCUCCUUCCGUCCCUGCCUGCCUCAGGAGCUGAGCUGGAUGCUCUGUUCCUCGCUGGAUCUUCGCUCAGCCCCAGCCCUCUUGUGUCAGCAGCUCCUGGGGAGUGCUUUGCCCCAGGAAGAGCCACUGGGGCUCUGUGAGGUUGUUGGGGGC
Molecule: messenger RNA, 1336 nt
Organism: Pezoporus occidentalis (night parrot)
Lineage: Eukaryota; Metazoa; Chordata; Aves; Psittaciformes; Psittacidae
Gene: NBL1
Product: NBL1, DAN family BMP antagonist
Exons: 4
Coding region: 167-706 (179 amino acids)
Biological process (GO): animal organ morphogenesis
Molecular function (GO): receptor ligand activity; BMP binding
Source: RefSeq, a predicted model, not a curated record